AUGUCCAAGCCAUCAAUCGGUUUUGUAGGCCUAGGAGCCAUGGGUUUUGGCAUGGCCACCCACCUCGUCAAACAGGGCUAUCCAGUUCAUGGCUUCGAUGUAUUCCCGGCCUCAAUUGAGCGUUUCAAGGCUGCUGGUGGCAUACCUGCGUCCUCUCUCCGUGAAUCAGCUGAAGGCAAGAAGUAUUAUGUUGUUAUGGUGGCUUCAGCGCCACAAGCGCAAUCUGUCCUAUUUGACGACAACGGUAUCGUACAAUAUUUGCCACAGAACACGGUGCUCAUGCUCUGCUCAACGGUGUCCGCCAUGUAUGCUCAGUCUGUCGCUGCCGAGCUUCAAAGUCGCGGUCGCGGCGACAUUCUUUUCGUCGAUAGCCCGGUCUCUGGUGGUGCCAAACGGGCGGCGGAUGGGACGCUCUCCAUCAUGGCCGGCGCAUCUGAUGAAGCCCUCCAAGCGGGCCGCGACAUCCUACAGGAAAUGUCGGACGAGAGCAAGCUAUACUUAGUUCCCGGCGGUAUCGGCGCCGGUAGCAAUAUGAAAAUGGUACACCAGGUCCUGGCAGCCAUUCACAUUCUAGGUGCGAGUGAGGCUAUGGGCUUUGCCGCGCAGCUCGGUCUCGAUGCUCGCGCGACAGCCGAGAAGAUACAGACUUCGGAUGCGUGGACAUGGAUGCAUGAGAACCGAUUCCCCCGGAUGGUGGAGGAGGAUUGGAACCCUGGAGCCAGUGCAUUAACCAUUAUUCUAAAAGAUGCUGGAAUCAUUACCACAACUGCCCGCCAACACAACUUCCCUACCCCUCUUUGCUCUACCGCCGAACAAAUAUACCUUUCUGCUCUUCUACAGGGAUGGGGCCCCAAGGAUGACUCGGCCAUGGUCCGACAGUACUAUGCCAAGCCUCUUUCGGACGUUGCCCCAUGCGCCGACACCGAAGCCGCCACUGAACUUGUUUUAGAUUUCAUGCGGGGUGUCAAUCUUGUCGCGGCCGCCGAGGCCGUUUCAUUCGCGCGAUAUCUCAAUGUUGAUCUCACGCAGUUCUACGGUCUGGUCAGCCAAGCCGCCGGCGCGAGCAAAUUCUUUAUCCAACAGGGCCUUGAAAUGAUUGAGGGGCGCAUUGGCGACAAGGCGCCAGCGGGUUCUCCAACGGUAGACCAGGUCGCUGGUAAACUUGAGGUAGUUCUGCAGAAGGCGCGGGAUCUGUACUGCCCACUUCAUCUUGGUAACGCUGCAUUGAAUGUGUUGUUUAUGGCCCAAAGACACGGAUCUGGGGGACAGAGCGGCACCAGUGUUAUUAGGGUUUAUGGCCAGUAA
Aspergillus puulaauensis is the source of this 1305-nucleotide messenger RNA. RefSeq lists its product as uncharacterized. Bases 1 to 1305 code for a protein of 434 amino acids. NCBI's taxonomy places the organism in Eukaryota, Fungi, Ascomycota, Eurotiomycetes, Eurotiales, Aspergillaceae. The record is from RefSeq and is a predicted model, not a curated record. Gene Ontology annotation, molecular function: NAD binding; oxidoreductase activity; NADP binding. The transcript has 3 exons.